AGUGUUUUAAUGUAAAUUAAGACCAAAUAUUGUGGUUUAAAAUUUUCCCAGCAACAUGUAUAUUAGAUAAAAUUUCCUUUAAACGCUGGUAUGUUACACUUCUCCACAGACAACAUGAAAUCACCACCUGCUAGCAACCAGAUACUCAUAAUUUGUUGAGAGAUUGAGGUACCUACUGUACUUCCAUUCCAAAAUUUCAAGAGGCUUCUGCUUAGGAAAUAAAUGAAUUUUCCCACCUCACAAUAAUCAUUACAGGGUAGAACAGUUUAAUUACACAAUUAUUUUUUAAAAGGAUGAUUCCCUGCCCCCCCUUCUUCAACCCCUCUCUCUUCCCUUCCCGCUACAGACCUCUUUCCUCCCUCUUACUCCCCUUGUUUUAGUUCUCAGGGUGCUGCCCCCCUGAAGUCUCGCCCCCUGGCGACAACUCAGGCAGGCAGCGUCUGGCGGCUAUCUCUUUAAGUGACAGCUGUGGUUAGAGUCCCAAUCCAGGGCUUGACGUCAGUGCAGCUUCCCUGGGCAGAGAAGAGCUGGUAGUGCUGCCGUCUGUGCCUGUGGUCUGUGCCUGUGGCUUGCCUUGCGCGCUUGCUCGCUCCCUCUCCUCAUUGCCGAGGAGGCGAGUUACAGUUUGCUCCAGCUCCUCCUCCCUCUCCUUGGCUGAGAGCGGAGCAGCAGCCCAAGUCUCUCACACUUACCCCUAGAGCAGGAAAGGAGCAGCUGUUACUAUAUUGCUGCUGCAACAGCGUUGGCACUACCGUCCCUUCCUGCUCUGCCCGCUCCUAUGGAGACUGGGGGCCACCGCCGGCGCCUCUACAAACACUGAACUGGGCUGCCCCAGUUGGACAAGCGAGAGCUAAACUGGGAGGAGGGCUUCGGGGCACCUAGGCGCAAACAGGGGCAAGAGGGCGUGACGGUGGCGGGAGGGGGAGGGUGUGGGCAGCAAAGUGGUCCAGGAGAGAUAAAGUCGGGUGUUACCAGGGGGUCGCUUGGCAGACAGGGGUGAUGACCAUGGCUCUGAAGGACACGGGCACUGGAGGCAGCACUAUACUGCCUAUCAGUGAGAUGAUUUCUUCCACCUCUCCAGCGGCGGCCGCCGCCACCUCCUUCACGGGUCCCUGUGCUCCCUCUCCAUUCCCCGAGGUGGUGGAGCUGAAUGUCGGGGGCCAGGUCUAUGUGACCAAGCACUCGACUUUGCUCAGCGUCCCGGACAGCACUUUGGCUAGCAUGUUCUCGCCGCCUAGUCCCCGGGGCGGCGCCCGGCGCCGCGGGGAACUACCCAGAGACAGUCGGGCGCGCUUCUUCAUUGACCGUGAUGGCUUUCUCUUCAGGUAUGUGCUGGAUUACCUGCGGGACAAGCAGCUCUCGCUGCCCGAACACUUCCCAGAGAAGGAGCGGCUCUUGCGGGAGGCCGAGUACUUCCAACUGGGCGACCUGGUUAAGCUGCUGUCGCCUAAGGUGACCAAACAGAGUUCGCUCAACGACGAGGGUUGCCAGAGCGACCUGGAGGACAACCUGUCUCAGGGCAGCAGCGAUCUGCUCCUGCUACGGGGCGCCGCCUCGGCCGCCGCAGCCCCUGGCCCGGGAGGCAUUAGCAGCGGCUCCCUGCUGGAUAAGCGCUCGGGCUUCCUCACGCUGGGCUACCGGGGCUCUUACACCACGGUGCGGGAUAACCAGGCAGACGCCAAAUUCCGCCGCGUGGCGCGGAUCAUGGUGUGCGGGCGCAUCGCCCUGGCCAAGGAGGUCUUUGGGGACACGCUGAACGAAAGCCGGGACCCUGACCGCCCCCCAGAAAAGUACACAUCCCGCUUCUAUCUCAAGUUCACCUAUUUGGAACAGGCGUUCGACCGGCUGUCAGAAGCUGGCUUCCACAUGGUGGCGUGUAACUCCACUGGCACUGCCGCCUUCAUCAACCAGUAUCGGGAUGACAAGAUCUGGAGCAGCUAUACGGAGUACAUCUUCUUCAAAAGAAAAUCAAGGAAGAGGAGAGAACACAAAAUCAUCAAGGAAGGAGAGGACAGAAAGACAGAGACAGAAAAACUGAGACAGACAGAGACAGACAGACAGAGACUGACUAGGGCCACCCCAGAAAACCGUGUCACCCAAGCAAGAACAUGAAGAUAGGAAGCAGGACAAAGUCACAGACAAAGGAAGUGAAAGCGGGACUUCCUGUAAUGAGCUCUCUACUUCCAGUUGUGAUAGUCACUCAGAAGCCAGCACUCCACAAGAAAACCCAGCAAAUGCCCAGCAGGCAGCAGCACACCAACCAAAUACUUUGACAUUGGAUCGUCCCUCCAAAAAGGCACCUGUGCAGUGGAUGCCACCACCAGAUAAACGUAGGAACAGUGAACUCUUUCAGACCCUCAUUAGCAAGUCUCGAGAAACGAAUCUUUCUAAAAAGAAGGUGUGUGAGAAGCUGAGUGUGGAAGAAGAGAUGAAAAAAUGCAUUCAGGAUUUUAAAAAAAUCCACAUCCCAGAUUAUUUUCCAGAACGCAAACGCCAGUGGCAAUCGGAACUGUUACAGAAGUAUGGGUUAUAGUAAUCGUCUGCUUCAUAAAAUAUUUCAAGUAAUAUACAAUGUUGAUUCAGUUACUAAUACCUGACUGAUGUCUUCCUUAUGGUCUAUUCUGCAGUUGGUGUGGUCCUUGCUGCUCCUCUUUCUGUAAACAGUAGAUGGUGGACAGUCCUUGGUUUUGUUUUGUUUUUCUAAAAAAUGAAAAAAAAUUAAUGGAAAUGAAACAAAUGCAGAUACAAAAUGAAAAAAUGACGUGUCUGAUCUAAAGCAGUUUGUAAGUGUGAAGUAGAAAUGUGCAUGAUGAAGAAUCUUGGAAUCUUGACUUUCAAGCUCUAGUCAACUGGACAUCUUUGUCAUUUUGUAGUCCAUCAAACAACAGUCAUCCUAUCACCCCAUGUUAUGUCACUAAUAAACAUGACUUAAUAUGGAUGAAGUAACAUGAAGUAUAAAAUAUUAGAAGAUGGUUACAGAACCCAAUUCCCAACUGUCUCAUUGUUAAUGCAAUAAAGCAAAUUUCUCUUUUGCAUGAGCACAAUGUUAAAAUUAAGUUGCACACAAAAAGGAAAGACCAGUAUGUUGCUUGGAUAAAUACUUUUUUUUUUUCAGGCCAAGCUGAUAAAUUUAAUGUGUGUUGGGGAUUGAAAUCAUUUUGUUUCAGAGCUGUGGUUUUCCUGUGUGUAUGGUGUUCUCUAUGUAAAGAUGGUGUAAAUAUGCCUUAUACUGUUUUAUUAUGGCACCAACAUUCAUCUAUUAGUGCUCGUCAGGAUUAUUUCUGUGAAAUGCAAAUGUUGCAGCAGAUUGUGAAAAUUGGUCUGAUGGUAUUCUGAAAGUUCCUAUUUAUCAUGUAAGUCAACAAAAUUGGUCAAAUGGAAAAAGAGCUUAAUGUGUUUAUUAAAAAGGAACAUGUGAUAGAA
Monodelphis domestica (gray short-tailed opossum) is the source of this 3423-nucleotide messenger RNA. Lineage: Eukaryota; Metazoa; Chordata; Mammalia; Didelphimorphia; Didelphidae. The record is from RefSeq and is a predicted model, not a curated record.